Messenger RNA from Mesitornis unicolor (brown roatelo), 2014 nucleotides. RefSeq names its product ubiquilin 4 (gene UBQLN4). The transcript is spliced from 9 exons. Gene Ontology annotation, cellular component: cytosol. Gene Ontology annotation, molecular function: polyubiquitin modification-dependent protein binding. The coding region runs from base 154 to 1521 and encodes 455 amino acids. Lineage: Eukaryota; Metazoa; Chordata; Aves; Mesitornithiformes; Mesitornithidae. The record is from RefSeq and is a predicted model, not a curated record. Gene Ontology annotation, biological process: ubiquitin-dependent protein catabolic process.
CAAGAUUCAACAUCUGCUGCUUCUGCCCCCAAUGCUGCUUCUGCCCCCACUGCAACCCCUUCUUCUCCCGCUGCCCCAUCUCAGCCUUCCACAUCCGGCAGCGCCGCUUCUGACGCAGGGAACGGCAGCAGACGGAGCAGCGGGUCGGGGACCAUGGGAGGUGCUGGAGACGGAGGCCCCAACAGUGCUGCAACCAUCCUGUCUGGCUUCGGUGGCAUCACUGGGCUGGGCAACCUUGGGAUGGGCUCUGCCAACUUCAUGGAGCUCCAGCAGCAGAUGCAGCGGCAGCUGAUGUCCAACCCGGAGAUGCUUUCUCAGAUCAUGGAGAACCCUUUGGUGCAGAACAUGAUGUCCAACCCUGACCUCAUGAGGCAGAUGAUCAUGGCCAAUCCCCAGAUGCAGCAGCUCAUGGAGCGAAAUCCAGAGAUAAGCCACAUGCUGAAUAACCCGGAGCUCAUGAGGCAGACGAUGGAGUUGGCUCGUAACCCUGCCAUGAUGCAGGAGAUGAUGAGGAACCAGGACCGUGCUUUGAGUAACCUCGAGAGCAUUCCAGGAGGAUACAACGCCCUGCGCCGAAUGUACACGGACAUCCAGGAGCCCAUGUUUAGCGCAGCCAGGGAGCAGUUUGGCAACAACCCUUUCUCUUCCUUGACGGGGAAUUCGGAUAACUCGAGCUCUCAGCCUUUGCGAACGGAGAACCGAGAGCCGUUACCGAACCCCUGGAGCCCCACGCCCCCUGCGUCCCAGAGCCAGGCGCCCAGCAGCGAAGGGAGCACUGGCUCCUCCACCACCCAAAGCACACCGACCGUAUCCAACCCCUUCGGGCUGAGCGCUGCUAGCAUUGGGGCUGGCAUGUUUAACAGCCCAGAGAUGCAAGGGCUCCUGCAGCAGAUUUCUGAAAACCCUCAGCUGAUGCAGAACAUGAUCUCCGCUCCUUAUAUGCGGAGCAUGAUGCAAACCCUUGCCCAGAACCCGGACUUUGCAGCACAGAUCAUGGUAAAUGUCCCCCUCUUUGCUGGGAAUCCACAGCUUCAAGAACAGCUCCGCCUUCAGCUCCCUGUCUUCCUGCAGCAGAUGCAGAACCCAGACUCCCUCUCCAUUCUCACCAACCCCCGCGCCAUGCAGGCGCUCCUCCAGAUUCAGCAGGGACUCCAGACGCUGCAAACGGAGGCCCCAGGACUAGUGCCAAGCCUCGGCUCCUUCGGCAUGCCUCGAAUGCCCCCGUCCUCCACAGGAGGAAGCACAAUCCCGGAGAACCCCGUUCCCUCCGCUUCGACGCCGGCCAGUGCCUCUCCAGCUGGGGGUGGUAACCCCCAACAGCAGCUCAUGCAGCAGAUGAUCCAGCUGCUGGCCGGAGGAAGCUCUCAAGCGCAGAGCCCUGAAGUGCGAUUCCAACAGCAGCUGGAGCAGCUGAACGCCAUGGGCUUCAUAAACCGUGAGGCCAACCUCCAGGCGCUUAUUGCCACCGGUGGGGAUAUCAAUGCAGCUAUUGAGAGACUGCUGGGCUCCCAGCCUUCCUAAACUCCUAAACGCUGCCCCGCAGACGUCAGCACAUGCAUCCAUACACAUGCACAGGGGGAUCAUUUUCAUAUCUGACAGCUGUCCAUGUAUUUAAAACAAAAAAGAUACAGCUUAACCCCUGACCUUCCUACUAAGUUAAGAUUUCAUGUUGAAAUGCUCUUUAACUGGCUUGUAUGUGGAUUCCAGUUCUCAUCGUGGCCACAGAGACUUCAGAUGUGUAUUUUUUCCUAAAUAUGCCCUCUGUCUCAGACACUCUUCUCUCUCUCUCUAGAUGGUAGAGGCGAUACUUCUAGUUACUUACCUGAAUGAUUGUGUUUUGAGUAGCUUGAUUUUAACUGUACAUGACGCCCUCCCCCCCACCCCGGCCCCUCCUUUCAGGCAAAUAUUUAAAACUUGAGCCAAGUUUGGGUUUUGGUUAUUUUCCCCCCUCUCCUCCCCCCGGCAUCUCCUUGGGAAUGGAUCAAAAGGAAAACAUUGAAAUGCCCUGGAAAUU